This is a messenger RNA of Cuscuta campestris, 718 nucleotides long. Lineage: Eukaryota; Viridiplantae; Streptophyta; Magnoliopsida; Solanales; Convolvulaceae. The record is from the annotation of a GenBank genome assembly.
UUAAGAAGUGGUUUGGAGACCACAAGGGUAAGUGUUGAUUUAAAUUUGGAGAAUCAGGUCAGUAUAUCUGAGAUUGCUUCUUCUUUUGAUUCUGAAUUAGAAUCUGAAACUGAGGUAAUUGUUUCUCCUGUCAAAUCACAUAAUAACAUGGCAACUUUAAGGGAACUAGCUACACCUGACCUUCAGACUCAGCCCAUGUCCAUUACUUAUGCUGUUCUGGAAAAACCAUUGAAAUUAAACUCUGGAUUUUUGAAUAUGCUUCCCAAGUUUCAUGGCCUGCCUGGUGAAGACCCUUAUAGACAUGUUAAUGAGUUCCUCAUAACAUGUGCAGCCAUGGAACCUGAAGGAGUUCCUCAAGAACAAAUCAGACUUAGGGCCUUUCCCUUUUCAGUGAUGGAUAGAGCAAAAGAUUGGCUGUACUAUAUGCCUCCUGGAUCUUUUACAACCUGGCCAUCACUGCAUAGGGCAUUCUUAGAGGAAUUCUUUCCUGCCUCUAGAAUAGGAUCUAUUAGGAAGGAUAUCUGUGGGAUAAAACAAAUGGGGAAUGAAUCAUUUUCUGAAUAUUGGAAGAGAUUCAAUAAACUCUGUGCUAGUUGUCCUCAGCAUCAAAUCUCUGAACAGCUGCUCAUCCAGUACUUCUAUGAAGGGUUAUCCCUAAUGGAUAGAAGUAUGGUAGAUGCUGCUAGUGGUGGUGCUCUAGUUACUAAGACCCCAGAGG